Amphiprion ocellaris (clown anemonefish) is the source of this 12515-nucleotide messenger RNA. Its product is annotated as Kv channel-interacting protein 2. NCBI's taxonomy places the organism in Eukaryota, Metazoa, Chordata, Actinopteri, Pomacentridae. Gene Ontology annotation, biological process: regulation of potassium ion transmembrane transport. The transcript has 8 exons. The record is from RefSeq and is a predicted model, not a curated record. Gene Ontology annotation, molecular function: calcium ion binding; potassium channel regulator activity. Bases 9733 to 10446 code for a protein of 237 amino acids. Gene Ontology annotation, cellular component: voltage-gated potassium channel complex.
UGUAUGGCAGGUGCUCUGUGGAUAAAAGAACAGAAGUUGUUGACGUUCCGUUGCUCUUCCGCUGACACACGUCUGCAGAAAGAUGAUAACAUUGAGAACAAACUAAUGAAUUCACACACAUGCAAACCUGCCCUUGAAAAUAUCCCUCGCUGACUUAUUAGAAUUUGAAAGAUUUGCAUUAACACAGCUUAGCCUCAUGUUGGAGGACCUUUUCCUGUAUGCAGCUUAACCCGUAAAUAUUCUGGCUUUUUCUUUUUCAGUGCCGCAUUUGGUUUUCUAUGUAAUACGCUCCAGCAGUUUUCAGGCACAAGAGACAUAGGCAAUAUUUCAUGAAAUUUUCUCUUACAGCUUCAGUGGGUUCAGAGAAGCAACAUUCCUAUGCAAAGCAAAGAACAGGUCAAACCUUGUUAGGUACGAAAGUUUAAAUCCAGUUACAAGUACCCCGAAGGAAUCAACUGCUUUGGAAAACCCCAGUAUUCAAGACUGUUGUAGCUUGAGGCAGCUGUUAAAAAUCACCUGAAAGUAUCAUGUUUCGUUCUCCUUCCCAUUCAAGCUGCAGCCAUUACGGGUGCUACAGAUGGAGUGUCAUGAAAUUUACCUUAUUUAUUAAGUAGUGUUACAGUAUUGGAGGUAGCCAAUAAGAGUAAGUGGUCAUGAAUACCGCAUAUGUUUUGUAAGUAGCUCGUAAAACAACCUGAUGUAGGGCAGAUGGGACUGUGUUUUGUAAAGUUAAAUGAUUUAGAGAACUCUGAACAAGUGUUGGUGAAUAAAAUGUCACAUAUUGUUGCACAAUUGAUCUACAAGUUGAUUACUGACAUAAAACAAUGGAACUAAAAUCCACAUAUUACAAACGAUAAAAUAAAAUGAACAUACUGUCAGCAAUAUGUUUGUUUUAGAGGAAAUCUUUUUUCACAGCAAAGUUGUCUAAGAAUAGUUGUACAGUCAGAAGAUUUGUAUUAUCUCUUUGCAGAGUUUUAUGUUAUCAGAUUUAAAAAAGUGACCCACAAGCGACUGUUCACUGGUGAAAUGAAAAUGAACUCACAUUUCACUGUAAAGAACAAGCAUUGCAAGUCAUUGAACACUGUGUACAACAAAUAACAUAUGAUUCAACCAGUCAUCAUGAUGGUUUCAAAUUAGCCUAUUUUAUGCUUCCCUUAGUUAUCUUUCUUCCUUUGGUUAUAGUUGCUGGUCUUUUGUCUGAUGCUUCUCAGCAGAUGCUUGUUAUCCUUAUUUGUUAAUUGUUCAUGCAUCUUUCAGUGAAUUCGCCCACAAAUUUUAAAGGCUCACUGGCCAAAAUGUAACAAGAAUGGAACUGAAUAGGCCUGUGGUAAAUAGGCACAAAUGAGGUAUUUCUUUGUAUGUACACUAUACUGCAUGUGAUGAAGAUGCUAAUAACUAAACUCACAAAACUUCUCACAAAUUGUACUACUACUAAAAAGUUUCAAAUUGUUUACCCAAAAUCCCAAAUGAAAUAGGUGAAAAGUUGCAAUUUCGUUUGCUCUUGGACUGAAGCUGCUGCCUAUUAACACAACUCUCUGACUCUAUUUAUUCUUCUCUUUUUGCUCUUGCUGUUCUGUACUGUACUCGCUCGUUCACACAUACAGUAUCGGCAAGGACAUACAAGCCUUGCAGCAGGAUUCACCAGAAUCAAACGUUUGUGUUGGACAGACACUGGCUAUUAUUCACCCUGUUUUACAGCAACAAAAGAAAUGACUGUAGGCUGCUGUCAUUCUACCACUGAUUUACCCCCAGUUUGGUCUUUAUUCAUGGUGGGAUCCCAGUAAACAUUUGGAAUAACUUUCCUGUCAGCUAUUGCAAGCUGGUUGAGGUUUCUUCAAUAUUAGCAAUGUGUUGUUUGACUGGUAAUAUAGUUAACUUGCUUUUUAAGCUAGUUGCUGUGACAGGGAAUUCCCUCUCUGAUUGUUGUAGCGAUCUUUUCAGAGAUAAAUCUUUCAACAGCUGUAACCGAACCGUUGGAGGGCUGAGAUUCCAACCCUAUUAGAUGCUAGAAAGUUUUUAUCGACCCAUCCAGGAUGUUUUCCUGAUUUGGCUCCUGGCAGGAAACGGCAGAGGAGAGUGUUUAUGAUUUGAUGGAAAUAGGUUGAGAGAAUUGUUGUGAGCGAUGCAAACCCAAUUUAGAUCGACUCCCUUUGACCCAACUCAAAAACAGAUAAUGCACUGGAAAAAGCAGGGUGCCAGAAAACAAGGGUCAAAGUGAAAGUUGAAAGUUUGCUCUGCUACAGUUGUGAUCUUAGGUAAUGUCAUAAUAACAAACAUGAGUUAAAGUGGUGUGUGAAUGUGUGAGGGUGUGGGAAAUUAAUGGCCUGCGAUCUUUCAUUACCCUCCCACUGUUAGCCUGGUUUCUGGAGCUGAAUAUAAAUGAAGGACAAUAAUAAAGAGCGAGAGAGAGCGAGCAUAGCUAGAGUCCAACAGCACUGUUGAAUAGUGUGUUGCUAAUCAAAUGUCUUACCUUGCACUGCCCUCUACAGGUGUAAACGUUUAAUUGCUGCAAAUUUGAAGUUUGGGAAGGUCAGAGUUUGUCAACCUGCAAGACUUUCAGUGUGCCUGAAAGACCUGCUCACUUUGUUUUACAGUGGCUGCAGGUUGGUUUUCCAUUAUCAGUUCAUCUGAAGAGACGGUGACUGAUUUUUAAUUUGGUCUGUAAUGUCAGAAAAUACCCAGAAUUCCCAUUUCAGUUUCCAAGAGUUCAAGAGCUGAUAUCACCUUGCUCCACAAACACAAACAAAAAAUAUUUGUUGUAAAUAUUAAAGAAGACUGGAAAGAAAUUACAGUUUCUGAGCUGGAAACAGAGAAUUGUUGGUAUUUUUUACUUAAACACAAUAAUGAAGCAUUUAUUAGAUAAAUCAGUUGUUCUAAUGAUAGUUUGUGUGAAAGAUUUCAGAAAAUGUAAGCAUUUAUACCAUCUGACAACAGAACAAGUCUCAUAUUCAGGAGCUUAUUUUGAAAGAUAUGUGUUCUCAUUUGGGACAAAAUCAAGCUUUUCAAAGAUUUGUUAAAUUAAAAACUGCACAAUCAAUCAUUUAUUUCGACUUGAAAGGCAACAGGUUCUGCUUUCUUUGGAAGGACAUUGUAAAAUGAGUUAUGAAUCAUUUCAGAUCCUUGAUUUACUGGCACCAUUUAUCACAUCAUCAUACCAUUUAUCUAUUGCUCUUUCACCGAUUCACUUUAGCACUUACUCUCGCAAUCAGCUGUCACAUGAACAUGAGAUAUGUCCAUAAUACUGAAACCGGUGUUGAAAUAAAAGCAUUUAUCUUAAUUCCAGUAAAGCUGCUGUUCGUCUGUACAAAAAUAAUUUAUUGCGUCGUGAUUCCUCAAAAGACAAAACCUCUUUGAUCUCUUUGUAUCCUCUGAUUGUGUGCACUUGCUAAAGAAAACUGUUCAUUAGCAGGUCUCUGUAGUUUACACCGAAAGGACUCGGCCUCAGUAGAAUGAAUCUGGUUUUGUCCCACAUCGCAGUAUUAAAAAUAUCCUCAAAAGCUAAUGAUCUAUGCAAAUGGAUCUCUUAUUUCACUUAUCUAAUUGGAAACACACUAGCCAAUUUUGAGCACCAUUUGUCAAUGACCUCCUCUGUGUCUCCUUUGUUGCUCAUGUUCACACACACACACACACAUACAUAUUCACACGCACACACUCCCCCCCUCUUCUCCUUAGACAUUUUAAUCAGUUUUGAGAGGAAUAAUUGCCCAGGUAGACAUCUAAAUAUGGAGGUAUUUCAAUUACUUGGUGUGUCUGGCUUCAGGCAAGCUACGGCUCACAGAGACUAAUCAACUAAGACUGAUUAACCCAACGUUUUAUUACAGUCUGGGUGUGUGCAUGUGUCUGCGCACGUGUGUGAGGGUGUCUCCAUCUACCGUAGAUUAGAAUUCAGGCAGGUGAAUGUCCAUCAUCAUAUUAAGACCUCGUGGGAGGCGUUACAGCCGUCACUUCCUCAUGUACAGGAGACAUAAACAGUUUAGGCUAAAAAAAGCUCCUGUGGUUCAUCAGCGAUUUCUCUUCCUGACGGAGCCUCACUGCCCUUACAAAACCUUUUCAGGUGAUAAGUGGAUGAAGGGAGGGGAGAAGAAGAGGAACUUUUCGGGAAGAGGCUUCGUAGGCUUACCACUGGCCUGCUAAUUAUAUCACAGAGACUCUCAGUUUCCAAGCAAAAGGCUCGACUCAUUCACUCUGUUGGAUGCAGAUUGUACUGAGCUCAUAUGCGAUUAACAAUGAAGUGACAGCAGCUGUCAUAUGAAGAGCUCGAUGAUGAGUUUGUUGUUUUCCCAGCUUUUAUACCCAGAGAAGCGUCCCAGUGUUUCUGGUUAGGAAACGAGCAGGUCAAAAUACAUCUAAAUGACAUAAAGAUGCACACAGAGAGGUGUGGUGUCAGAUAUUGUUUUGCACUGGAGACAGUUUGAAUCCCAGAGAUGCAGUUUGUGCUCAGUGUCAUCUUUUUAUUUUGGAGGCAGGACAAUCUAAAUAAGGUGUGAAAUAAACCUUUUACACCCCGGAAAUCACCCUUUGCAACCUCGGACUGAAGCGAGCACUCACGUCCCGAAAAACACUGACAAGUCCAAAUGCUAAUAUUAGCUACUUUACUCUAGAAUCGUUGGAGCAUUAUUCAUCAGGGAGAGCAAAGUUAUGGCUUUGCUGCUCUGCUUUCUGUCUUUUUAAAAAUAAAAUCUGUCGUUCUAAAGUAAAUAUGAUCUGGUGAUCAUAUUUAAGCAGCCUAAUUACAGUUUUUUCCACACACCUCCUGCCAAUUGUGUAUUUAUCCAAGUUUGUUCCCCCAUUUUAUCAUCCAGGCGCCAAGCAUCAAAAGCAAGUUAAACAUCACAUUUGCUGUUAUGUUGCAUGCGUUCUGUGAAGGGCUCGUUAGUGUAGCUCCUCGACUGCACAAACAGUCGAAUUGUGUGUCUGCAUGAAAAAUGACUGACUGGACAAGUACAGGUGCCAGUGAGAAAAGCAGGAGAGGAAACUGCCAAUUACAGCCGUCAAUCAGCACCCACAAGGGAGACAUUAAUUCCUUAAUAAACCUUAACAUCUUAUUAAUAGAAGAAUGAUGGCCACCGGCACAGCUAUUGAAAGGCUGAUUUUAGUGAUCAAGACCAUAAUGACUCAUUGAAAAAACUAAAGAGGAAGAAGGUGAUUUUUAUGAUUCAGUUGCAGUCAGAGAUUUUCUUGCUGCCAGCAUUUACCAGCCAUUGGCAGCAUUGCAAUUUAAAGUACUGGUAGGUAUUGAAAUUGGGGGGAUGCCUGGCUGCUAUCAUUUUUAGCCAUGGGUCCUUGGUUGCUUCAGUUGGAUUUAAGUGGAAUAAUUUCACAGUCCCAUGUCAUUGCCAUGAUAAUCGUAGCAGGACAAGCAGCAAAGCACUGAAAGGUUCAAACAUUUUUCACAGGUGAACCACAAAUGAUCCUCAAACCAAGACUUGCAAAAGUCAUUGGAUAGAUUUUACAUUUUCAGAACCAUUUGCCUAUUACAGUCAGUUGAAUUCACUGGCACAGUUGAUUAUAUCUCAGCAACUGUUUGUAGUAUUGACACCAAACAUGGUGUGUAAACUUAGCACCCCUUCCUGAGCACCCUAGGGGGCUCUGCCAUGGCCAGCUAUCAGUCCUUACAGCUGUGCUUUUAACACAAUCUAAUGAAGUUCCAAUGUUUCUAAUGCUGACCUGCUUGGCCUUCUAACCACUACUGGGCAUUUUUUUUAAAAUAUAGUAUAGUCUAUUUGUUCUACAGUAAAAAAAAUAAAAAAAUAAAAAAUAGAAAUCUAUUGUAAGAGACAAAUCCUAAAAGAUCUUUCAUAUCUUACUAAGACUUAAAUUAUUUACUUAAUUAAACCAAAAAAUAAACAAGUGUGAAAAGGUUUUCUAUUCAGGCAUAUAAAGAGGUUAGUUAGCACUGUUGAUUAAUUAAGGUAAAUGAAGCUACAGUUUUUCUCUCAUACUAUUUAACUCUGGACUAUAAAAAUGAUAAUAAAAAUCUUGUGCCCUUCUCCUGUUUUGUAGGACUUAUUUCAGUGUUGAAGUGUUCAUUUUUUUGACAAAAAACAGUAAUUGUAACUACUUUUGGCUUAACCACAGACACUAAGUCACUUUAAAUAAAAAAAAUUCUAUAAAGCUCUUAGUAACUUACAAAUUUCAGAAUGGGAGUUGUGUAAUUCUUAUUUUAAUAGUGUCGCUACAUUUCAUUUGAAGCAGGUUCAUGCUGACAUAUAAUCUAAAGUGAAAUGCUGGUCAAACUUGGGCUUUAUGUAACCAAGAAGUUUAGAAAACUCACUUCUCCACCAAAUUUAGCCCACCGCAGUUUUACAGUACAAUAGACUCUAAGACAUCAUCUUACUUUCCAGUCGCCAAAUGAGUUCAUACAGGGUUACAAUCAAUGCAACAGUGAAGUAGGCUAAAAUUUAUGUUACCAUUAUUAGAAGCGACUGCAACAGUAAUAAGAUCACAGGUCAGUGCCUUACAAUAUUCCUGGAAUCAUAGAGCCGUCAUGUCUGAGCACAGAUUUGAGAAAGAAGCUAAGUUAAAGGGGAGAUUUUUUUUUUUUUUGUUUAUUUGCAAUAUAUUGAUCUUACUUUUCUGUCUUGCUAUAUGACAGAUAUUCCAGUGCUUUAUGGAAUAGAUAGUGACAGAUAGGUGUGACCAGCCUUGAUCUCUCACUCUUUCAUCCUUGAUUUGACUCUCUGACUGCAGACUGUGUUUGAGGGUUUACUGGCCUGAAUAUGUCACUGUAUUUUGGAAUUUAUGUAGCGCAUUAAUUUUUCAUGCCCAUAAAUGCAUCCAAAACACUGGGUAGUAUAAUACCCUUUGUAAAUUCUCUAUAGAAUACCAGCUGUGGAGUAAUUCACAUUUAAUGACAAUUUUUCUCAAUUAUGUUCUUUCUACUUUACUGUACCGGCUGCAUUAAAUGACAGCGAUUGAUGGUAGUAAGUUUGAGCAACAGGGAAUCCACUUUGGGACUUUCAAUGAGAACUCCGUUUGCGACAGCAUUUUCUAUUGUCGUUUUGUGUAGUCUCACAAAAAAUGUGCUCUCCCCAAGGCUCAGCGGUGAUACUGUAGCUCUAGGUCUCAUUUUGACUGUGAGAGCCAUUAAUCACAUGACAGAAAGAUCAAGCCCUCUGUAAACCUCUCUGUCUCCGCCAACUUCAGUUUUACUUUACUCUCCAUCUCCUGGUUCCUUUCUGUCUGGGACUGAGCCACAGACACAGAGACAGACUCAUGUACAUAAUAACAAUAUUUUAAAGACAAAAUGAACUGCUCGAUAUUUCUCCAUCUCCCCACUCAGUCACUUGAAGAGCAUUUCCAGCUUUAAUAACAGGGCGUGUCAUCUAAUGUGGAGUCAAGGAUGAAGAAGGCAAAUGGACUUUCUACUGUCCACGUCCAAGUUUUUUUCAAGUUUUAUCUGCCCAAGAAGAAGGACAGCAUCCGUUGUUUUAGCAAGUGCCCCAAAAUAAAGUGACAAAGCCCAAAAAGCAGCUGUAGGUAUUAUGACUUCUGUUUGCUGGGAGAAAAGCAGGAAGAUGUAUGAGGUUUUAUAUAGUUCUCAGAAAGAGGAGGUCAGGGUGGUUAGACGGUAAAACCAUGACUCUUUUGUGAGUCAUGAUUUGAGUUGUCAUUUCCUACAGAAGGACAAUGUUGGUUUCUUUUUAGCGCUAUAUCAGUCAGCUAAUACUAUUGGCCGAUACUGGCCUAUAACAGAUAUAUUAGUAUCAAAGUAUGUGUUGCCUGUUAUGUGACAAUCCAAAAAUUUUGUGAAACAUUUUAAUACAACACAGUGCAAAAAAAUUACUUGGGAUAUUCAGAAACUGUGUCAUCACACCAGCGGAGCGAGCUACGACUCUGUUGUUUACAAUACUUUCAGCUCUCUCUGCAGCACAUGUAGCAGAGUAUGAAUCGCAGCUGAGCAGAUGGUGCUGUGGAGUCAAGUUUUGUCUUUAUGAUAAGUUACUAGCCAUUGAAAUAAAUUGCUAUAAAGUUAUUUCCCCUUAAUUUCCACCUUUUAACAUAUAAAAUUACUCUAUUUGAACCCAAAACAUGCUUUUUCUCUAACCAGAACUAAGUCAUUUUUGCAGUCAUUUGGUUACCAUGCUGAUGCGGCUGUCAGACUAGAAAAUGCUUAUGUGCUUUGUUGUGGAAUGACGGUAAAAAUGACAAAUAUAGAAAUUUCUUAGGAAGGCUUUUUGCAAUUCUUAUGGCUCAGUAUCUGUCUGAUUAAGGUCCUCUCUUUUGUCUUUUAUUUAAGACCUUAAUGCCACUUGGAAUCAUUUUUUUUAUCUAGACUGACCAGAAGUGACUUUAAUUUGAUUGGAUUGGACACAUCUUUCCAAUACAUGAGCAGCUUUGGGCAGUUAGGUCAGGAUCUGAUCCAGCAACAGUCCAUGAUAUCGCACUGAAUCAUCCCUAGUCUUCUUUAAAAUCAUCAUUUUCUUCAUCAAAUCUCAACUUCACGUUUAAGAAGGCUCGCAGGGUUAUGUUCUGUUGCACACACUGCACUGUGAUGAGAAGUUGAAAGCUAAAUCAGAUCUACAUCCCCUGUGACAAUGCCAAAUCCAAGUCCAAAAUAAUCCACAUGCCAACCAAAAUGCAUCAUCAUUAUUCCAUUCCUAUUUUGAUUUGACUUUUUCAUUUUUGUUUAGCUCUAGUUCUUUAGAGAGUGUGUCUGUCUGUGCUAUGAUGUCAGUGUGCCAGAUGUGACAGCAGUAUAUCCCAUCCCAACUGAAAUGCUCCCCACUGCACUGGAUUGCAUAUGCUAUACAUGUUAUAGCCAGAUUUCACCUCCAGGCAGUGUGUUUGUGUCUGCACGUGUGUUGACUGUUCACUCAAGGGAGAUUGCCACAUCUGUGAGUUUGUCCACAGUAGCUGCUGGGUCAGAUGCUUUGCCUCGCUGUCGUCACAGAUUUCCUCCACUCUUCUGUUUGUCUUUUCUCGCCUUCUUCUUCUCCUUAAUUUGUCCUUCAUUUCCCCUCUGCUACUUCUUUUGAUUUGCCAUUUGUUUUCAGAUGUUUGUCCUUGCUAUUCUCCUGGUUGCUGUUAUUUCCAUCUCUGACCAUUCUGUCUCCCCCCUUCACUCUUCCCAUCUCAUCUCCCAAUUUGUUCCUCUCAUCAGUCUUUUGUGUGUCACACCCCCUUCCUUGUUAACCUACUAGUAGUACUCCUCCAUCCUCUCCCCUGUUUCCAUUUCUUACCCCCCACCCCCUUUCUCCCUAUACCCAGUCCCAUCUCUGACCCAAUUAAGCAUGGGGAGGGACACAGCAGUACGAGAGUGACGGAGGUAAGGCGAGAAAGAGAGCGAGGACAGGCAGGGAGUGGAGACAGUUUGAGAUUCAGGAGCUGGAAAACCAGAGAGAGUCACAAAACAAUUGCCAUCAACCUGCCAGGACACGCACGGCGAAUUGUCCGAACUUCACCUGGAACUUAAACAACCUCUGACAGCGUCAGAGGAGGCGGGGGUGUAGGAGAGGAGCAAGUCGACGUUCCUGCUGCCAGACUCUUACCGCUCUCAAAGAAGAAACGAGGAGAAUAACAAUCUACCUUCAGUGAAGAAAGCGGGUGGGGAGCUGUGUGGAGUUAGGAUGGCCGAACACCGGCAUAUAGAGGGAGACUGAAAGGAGGGACCGAGGAGACGAAAGCAGUGCAUCCCUGGUUGGAAGCCGAGGGGGGGGGGGGACGUGGUUGCCCCGAGGCAAGAGAAAGAUUUUUGUUGAAAGGAACGGAGAGAGAGGAAGGGGGGAAAGGAUGCAUCUGUUCUUUCAUGACAAGUGGGAGGUGGAGGGGCUGCAGACUGUGGGCAUCCUCCUGGUGGUCUGCAGCUCCCUCAAACUGAUGCACUUUCUAGGGCUUAUCGACCUCUCCGUGCAAGACAGCGUGGAAGAUGACUUUGAGUUAUCCACUGUGUGCCAUCGCCCAGAAAGCAUGGACAAGCUGCAGGAGCAGACUAAGUUCACCAAGAAGGAGCUGCAAGUCCUCUACAGGGGAUUCAAGAAUGAGUGUCCAAGCGGUGUGGUGAAUGAGGAGAACUUUAAGACCAUUUACUCCCAGUUUUUUCCUCAGGGAGACUCAAGUAUGUAUGCACAUUUCCUGUUUGAAGCAUUCGACACUAACAAGAACGGCUCGGUUAGUUUCGAGGACUUUGUAUUUGGCCUGUCUAUCAUCCUGAGAGGGACCAUUAAUGACCGGCUAAACUGGGCAUUCAACCUCUAUGACCUGAACAAGGACGGCUGCAUCACCAAAGAGGAGAUGCUGGACAUCAUGAAGUCCAUCUAUGACAUGAUGGGGAAAUACACGUACCCCACAAUGCAAGAUGAUGCUCCAAGAGAACAUGUGGAGAGCUUUUUCCAGAAAAUGGACCGGAAUAAAGAUGGCGUGGUCACCAUUGAGGAGUUCAUCGAGUCAUGCAAAAAGGAUGAGAACAUCAUGCAGUCCAUGCAGCUGUUUGACAACGUCAUCUAAGAAGCUGGACCAGUGAGGACACUGGCACCAGGGAGGGGAGUGUGUGUGAAGAGGAACCAGGGUUGAAGUAGAGAGAAUGAGUUUGUGAGUGAGUGUGUAUGUGUGUGAGAGAGUGUGGUCGUCUUCUGACUUGCAAGCUUGUGUCUCUGUUGGGAGCUGUGAGUCCUGAGGGCACCAUGAGGCCCUCUUCCUCUACCUGGAUGCCCAGUGGCAUUUGUCCAAGCAACAAUGGAGUUUUCCCAACUCCCAUCCUCAUCAUGUCGAACCUUAGUUUAUUCCCAGAGACACAGAGAAAGAAGGCGAGCAGUGGGCUAACAGCCGCUGGCACUCCCAACACACCCCACCUGUUUUAUUUGAACUCUUAUUUAUUACUAUUACCAACGGAGGAACUAUCGCAGCCUCUAAAUGGCUGAACUCAGAGGGAGGAGGUUGCCCCGAAACCUUGGUCUAAGAUCACAUUUCCCCCUUUUCUCUGUGAUGGCUGUGAUUUGGAUUCACGAAUCUAAACCUGCCUCUGUAUAUGUGGGUAACACCUCGCUGGAGCCCCGGCCAUAAAAAUAGAAAUGAAUCUAUGGCCACCUGGUGGACGAGAGAGAAAAAGACACUUUCUGAGGGAACAACUAGGAAAUUGGAGAUCCAAGUGGUCCCGUUUUACAGACGGAGGUUCGAACGCGUUGUUUUCCAUGAGGAACUGAUUUCAAUAUCGCAUGAUGAUGUCACUAAUAUAUAAUUAUGUAUUUACAGAGAUACUCCAAAGUCUGCUCGUCUGUCUGCUGUUCCUAGUCAUUCACAGGUGCCUCACCCUUUGUGUAUGUGUGUGUGCAUGUGUAACAGAAAGAUGUCAUCUAUCUUACCUACGUAAGACUUUAGUGGGGCGACACCCACCUCCAUUCAUGGGAUUCUGGUAGAAUAAUUCCUGGCCUUCCAAACUAUUACAGUCCUAGCAGUAGUUGUCUAUUGACUGUUGUACAUUUUCUAGCAUUCCCAGUGGUGUCAUAUUAGACAGUACAGCGUGGGGAUUGCACUGUAGCUGUUGAGCUUCUCUCAACACGGUACCGGCAUACCACAGUCUGUCAAUAUUCAUUUAAUGGGAAUUUAUUAGAUUGCAGAUCGUAUUUGUGAACUUCUUGUAAUCGGAAAUGUCAUGUGGUUGUAGCAGGUUCUGCCACUUCAAAAGAAAAAUCUCAAAAAAUCCCUGUUGCAUUAAAUUAGGCUAAUUCAAUUUCAAACAGGUAUAGAAUGUGUGCGUGCAUCAUUAGUGAGAGACAUGGUUUAUUUGCGUUGGUUUUAUUUUUUCUAUGGCCCUCACAGUCCCUGCCCCCAUUCCUUACUCUCCCUCUCUCUGCAACACCAAAGAGGAGAUACAAAUGGAAGAGGUACUCUAAGAGAAAAAGCCCACCUGUGGGUGAAGAGAGGGGGAGAUACUGUGUAGUGAGUUGGACAAGGGGCAAUCAGAGAUAAUCAUAUAGACUGGCUAUGUGGUUUCUGCACAUUGUCCAUAUAGAAAUGUCAUUUUAGGUUGUUAACCAACAUACAAGGCCCUAAUGAAUGACUUACUUUAGAACAAUUUGCAACCACGUAUUCAUUCUUUUCACACUCGAACUACUCUUAGAUCUAUGAUGAUGUUCGUACGAGAGACCUUCAUGCCGUAAUUACAUCGGCUGUUGUGUCUUUCAAAUGAAUAGCAAUAAUGUUUUCGACAACAGAACCUUUCCUGUCAUCCGACCUCUCAUUCCUCUCAGAGCACAGUGUAAGGGCACAGGACAGCCCUGAUGAAAAUAUGCACUUCCAACCCUGCAAUUUCUUCCGUUUCUGUUGUGCAUUUUUUAUGUUCUAGAGGAAAAAAGCAGUUUGGCUCUGAUUGUUCCUGCCCACAAUUUUUCUUUUUGUUAUUUUCUCGACCACAAGUAAAACCUGUCUAUACCCGCAUGUACUGUGUCUAGAACAAUGAAAACCUACUAACCCGUUGUACUGACUGUCUAGUUAGCUAGCAUCAACUGGUUGCAUUACAUAUUCAAAAUGUGUAUAUUUUGUACAGAGACAAUAAAAAUCACAGUUACUAUGCAAAA